ACGCUCUCCCACUCACGCACGCACUCUGCACCCAUUACCCCAGUCAAUCGGAAAGAAUCAGCGAAGAAUGCAAAUAAUCCACUGAUUUAAGACCAAUAAUCCUUCUGAUUGUUAGCUCUUUUUGGAGAGUGUUAACCAACUUUUAACGCUUUCCAUUCUGUAGUUCGCAUUUUGUAGCCGCAAAUCGCUCUGCUAAUAAAACGGCCGUCUAAGCUCUUUCCAUUAUUUCCUCUGUGUUAUAGUUAUAUACCAUACCCAUCUUUCUCUUCCUCCUCCUCCCGUUUUCAAACACAUAGAUCGGAGCUAGCCCCAGCCCCAGGCAGUCAGGCAGAUGCAGGGUUCCUCCUUCUACCAGAGUCCAGUCAUGGUGAUCGAUGCAAGUUCCUCUGUCCUAACUCCCAUGCAUGCAUGUGUAUCUAUCAUCCGCAUCUUCGUUUCCUCCGUUUAUUUAUUGUUAUGCACCUGGUUCUCCUCUCGAUCCUUAGGUUAACGGAACCUUGCAUGUUUUUUUAGUACUUCCGUUCCCCUGUUUCGUUUAACAGAUUUUGGUAUGCUAGUUUCAGUUUAGGGUUUUAUCGAGAAAAAAAAGUUUCAGUUUAGGGGAUUCUUGCACAAGAAGAGAGGGAUUUCUUGUGAAACGGAAUAAACAUUCUCAGAGUGUUUUCCCCCGCUGAUGUUUAUCCAGUGUUGUGUUGAGCUGUUGGUUCUUGAACCAUUUGAUCUCACAUUGUUGAAUUUAAGGCAUUUCUGUUCUUCCGAUCUCCAGAGUAGCAACUGCAAGUUAUUACUCGAAUACAAUAGGACACGGCGUUUAUCAUAUAAUAAUAAGAUAAGAUGUCGGUUGGUCCAUCAAUUGAACACCUGAAUCCAUCACUUCUUAUGUAUAGAUUAUUGGCAUGUGCUGUAGAAACUCAUAAGGCAGAAACAAUAACCUAAAUGUGUGUCCUGGAGGACUCCUGAACCCAUGUGAUGGGAUUGUACCUCCAUUCCCCAACCAAGAAGCAAGACUUGCUUCCUGUGAUGUCGCCUUACUGAAAGUUUUGACUGAAAAAAAUUGUUCUGAUGCCACUUCAGUAAUGUUUUAUGUCAGCAAUCUCAUUAUCUAUUUCCCUUAUUUCUCCUCCGGUUCUUCAGUCAUGCCUACUGUCAAACUUACAUGCUCGUGUUGUCCCUUCAACUGCUUGUCACCACUGUAGCGACUAGUUACAAAUACAUAACUUUGUUUUUCUUCUUAUUCUAAAUUUAAGAAUUCAUCUGACACAAUUAUAAGAAAAUGGUGAUCACAGGAUGAGGGGGUCGCUACUGUUGUCGGUGAACAGUCUGUGGGAAUUGAUGACUGCGAUGAACCAGCUGUCGAGGUCGAUUAUCCUCCUGUGAAUGUUGUGAAGCCAGAGAGCAUGGAGAGUGGGCCAAUAAAGUGUCCUGGCGGUCGUUUUAAAAAGAAAGCACAGAGAACUACUGCUUACAAAAGGAAGAAAAUGUGGCCAGAAGCUUCCAAAUCCGCCAAGAGCGACAAGGAUGAUAAUCUUGUUCCGAGGAGAAAGAGAGGGAGGCCAGCCGGUUCCAAGUCUGCUAAGAGCAAUUUGGGGAGGAAACCUACAUUGGCUUAUAUCAAUAGUACUGAUAGUGAGGGCGAGAGGGACAAAGAUGAUGAUUUCGACCUGAUGAGGAAGAGAAGGUGUCCAGCAGUCUCCAAGUUUGCAAAGAAUAACAAGGAUGAUAAUUUUGUGCCGACGAAGAAGAAAGGGAGGCCAGCAGGUUCAAAAUCUGCUAAGAGAAAGAUGGGACUAAAACCGGCAUCCACUCACAUAUGCAGUAGUAAUAGUAAAGGAGAGAGGGACAAAGGCAAUGAUUUUGACCCGACAGUACCCCAUGCUGACGGCCGAAAGAAAAACGCAUGGGUUCAGGGCAGAUAUGGCUCUGCUUUCAAAAGAGCUUCAGAGGCAGAGGCACAGGAGAAAUUUCCAGGAGAAUAUCCAAGGUUCACCAAAUGUAUGAUGCCAUCGAAUGUUCUUAGGGUGUUUUGGCUGCAUCUCUCGAGUGACUUCUGCAGAAGUUAUCUUCCACAGUGUAACACUAAAAUGAUACUAGAAGAUGAGGAUGGGCAGACAGAUUAUGUAAAGUACUUAAGUGCCAGGGACGGUCUCAGUGGUGGAUGGAGAGGAUUUGCGAUAGAUCAUAGUCUUAAGGUUGGCGACACCGUGGUCUUUGAGCUCGUAGAACCAACAAAAUUCAAGGUGUAUAUAAGGAGAGAGGAUAAGUUCACAACAGCUGAUGAUGAUGCCAGGUCCAAGGAGGACCUAGCGGUUGCCACCAGAGACAGCAGCACAGCACCCAGCGAUGAUGCCAACAUAGCCGGUGAACAAGCAGUAGGAGAUGUCGGUGAUGGCAUAGGAUCUCCAGAUUCAGGCAUCAAAGAUCCUGAUGGCAUCACUGCUCAGUCAUCGACAGAUCAAGUGCCGGUGGAGCGUGAGGGGUACGUGGAGGUCAAGCUCGAGAAGGACGAUGUGGCAGAGAAGAUGAAAGCCCUCAAAGAUCCUGAUGGCAUCACUGCUCAGUCAUCGACAGAUCAACUGCCGGUGGAGCAUGAGGGGUACGUGGAGGUCAAGCUCGAGAAGGACGAUGUGGCAGAGAAGAUGAAAGCCCUCAAGUCGAUGAUGGCGGCUCUGAAGGAGGGUCUGAAGGCAGUGGACAUUGAGGUAGAAGAAUUGGAGUCGAGUGUGGAGAAGAAUGCGCAAGCUAUGCAGCAGAUGUUAAAUGCACAAUGAUGACUGUCAACAAUCCAUGGAUGUCUUAAUUGACACUUUCUGUUUUUGUUUUGAGAAUCUUCAGGAACAUUUUUGGUUUUGUUUUGGGACCAUUUUCGUAAGUAGGUGUACUGUUUUUGCUGCACACCAACUUUAACUUGUGCACAGCAAUGCUGCAAAAUUAAAGUAAGAUCUU
Lolium perenne is the source of this 2943-nucleotide messenger RNA. RefSeq lists its product as uncharacterized. The record is from RefSeq and is a predicted model, not a curated record. NCBI's taxonomy places the organism in Eukaryota, Viridiplantae, Streptophyta, Magnoliopsida, Poales, Poaceae. Gene Ontology annotation, molecular function: DNA binding.